UGUUUAUUUAAGAGGACACAAGAAACGCAAUCCUGUUCCCCCGGUUGGAAACCUUUGACGAUUGUUACUUCCGUACUCUCAGAUUUUGCAAGGUGUUAUUGAUUGGAGUGCUUCACGUUCAUAAUGUCAGAGUUUCUGAUGUUCACGGGUGUUAUUAUUGGGGUGCUGAUGAUAUUUCGUAGUUUUAUUCUUGGUGCGCGCUGCAAAAGCAAAGAGAAACUGCAUGGCAAAACGGUCAUCGUAACAGGUAGUAACACGGGCAUUGGUAGAGCCACAGCAGAAGAUUUAGCGCGGAGAGGCGCUCGAGUCAUUCUGGCAUGCCGGAACCGAGUACGCGGCGAGGCUGCUGUUGCUGUUGUAAAACGAGAGAGUGGGAGUCAAAAUGUGGUGUUCAUGCAGCUGGAUUUGGCCAGUCUUAAGUCCGUACGCUCCUUUGCAGAGAUUUUUCUCAAGACAGAGAAAAGACUGGAUAUUCUCGUCAACAAUGCAGGAGUCUAUAUGCAGGGCACUACUGAGGAUGGUCUUGGUCUUAUGUUUGGCAUCAACCAUGUUGGUCACUUCCUCCUGACUAAUUUGCUGCUGGACAGAAUGAAAGAGUGUGCACCAAGCCGCAUUGUCACUGUGUCUUCAAAUUUACAUAAUUUUGGUAAACUUGACUUUGACUGUCUUCGCACUCACAAGGAGUUUGGAGUGGGUGAGUCUGCAAUGAAUGUCUUUUGGAUAUAUUCACACAGCAAACUGUGCAAUGUGCUCUUCACACAUGAGCUUGCAAAGAGGCUACAAGGAACCAAUGUGACCUGUUACAGUCUCCACCCAGGUGUUAUCAACACUGAAUUGACUCGUAACACUAAUAAAGUGUUUAGGAGGUUGUUACUGAAGCCCAUUGCAGCUUUGUUCUUUAAGGACGUAGAGUCCGGUGCCCAGACGACUUUACACUGUGCCCUGCAAGAGGGCAUUGAAUCCCUCAGUGGCAGGUAUUUCUCCAACUGUGCUGUGCAGAAGGUGAAGGCAAAGGCUAAGGACGAUGCUGUGGCCAAGAAGCUGUGGGAACACGUUGUACUGCAUAGUAUAAGGGGACUCUCCUCAACCACCACCAGUGUGCAGCAUCCACCUGGAUGAUGCGAUGGCAUCCACAGUGCACCAGUAUGCUCACCACACACCAGCAGGUCCACAUAAGAGUUAACAUUAGGCUUGCUGUAAUUUUCACUUAUAUAUAAAUCUAUUUGUCUUUAGUCAUUAUAUAUGUUAACAUGAUUUUAGUGUGAAAUAAAUAACUUAACCAUAUCUGUGUAAAGUUAUAUCCAAUCAUGUUCACAUGUAUACUGUUU
Messenger RNA from Myxocyprinus asiaticus (Chinese sucker), 1328 nucleotides. It is a transcript of the gene dhrs13b.1, whose product is annotated as dehydrogenase/reductase (SDR family) member 13b.1. NCBI's taxonomy places the organism in Eukaryota, Metazoa, Chordata, Actinopteri, Cypriniformes, Catostomidae. The transcript has 6 exons. The coding region runs from base 124 to 1119 and encodes 331 amino acids. The record is from RefSeq and is a predicted model, not a curated record.